Messenger RNA from Funneliformis mosseae, 1584 nucleotides. The record is from the annotation of a GenBank genome assembly. Lineage: Eukaryota; Fungi; Glomeromycota; Glomeromycetes; Glomerales; Glomeraceae.
AUGAAAACAAGUUAUAAAGCUGAAUUGAUUGAAAAGAACAACAGAAAAAUAAUAUUACGUUUAACCAACAAUUUGAUGUUCGUAACGUUAAAUCAUCCUUCAACGUCAACAUAUCCAACGCUUGACAUUUUUUCGAUGGAAAAUAAUAACGUGCUCGAUAGUUUAAGUCAUAGUAAUGUAGAAUCCAAUCAUCCAAAUCCGAAUUUCUACUUUCACAUAAACCAAAUUGAUGCAAAUAUACAAAGAAUUAAAGAAUUAACAACUAUUCAAUCCAUUGAGAGGUAUCAAAAUACAGAUCAACUCGAUCUACUCUUGAAUAGCGAUCGGCAAAAGUCUUUAGAUAUGUCUUCACAAACUAACCAAUAUGAACAGCCAGCUUAUUUUGCGGUUGAUAAUGACACUGCACAAUGGCAUUCAGAUAAUGAUACACACGAUAACAAUAUAUAUAGUUAUCAUUCAGGCCGAAAUGCAUUAUUCAAUAAUAAUAUACCAAAGCCAAAUCAAACACUCUUUUCAUAUGAAACUAUUGAUCCUUGUCUUUUCAAUAUCGAAUAUGAAGAAAAUCGUUACCACAGUUCUUUGUACUCAGAAUCAAUAUUUAGACCGUGGGUCAAUUCUGACUCGCCUUCUAUCCAACAAGAAAUUCGGUCUAUACCUAUGGACAUCCACCAUUUAUCAUCUAACAACCUUAAUGUCCAAGAAAAUGACACAAUUAAUAAUAUUGAUGAAGUGAAUAAUAAAAGAUCGUCUCCAUUUUGUGUCUCAUACUUAAAGAGGUUACCGUCACUCUUGAAAUCUUCACAACCUCAUUUACAGCAGUCAACUUAUUUUCAUGAACUAUGUUACGAUGAUAAUCACAAUGAUUAUUCCUGGAUCGACCAUUCAUUAGGUCCGAUCCAAAAUGAAAAUGCACAACAAACUCUUCCUUUUUAUUGUUUGGAAGACAAAGUCAUUAUUUCAUCCAAUCCACCUCAAUCAGAAACUUCUUUACAUUUUACAACAAACAAUUAUCUUAAACAAGUACCUUCUCGCAAGCGUGCAAUACAAGCUGAUAUAUCACCCGAGAUAUCAUUUAACGCAUCCAACAAUUCAAAUCAUUCUAUAAGCCAACGAACAAAAACGUUUGAAAUUCAAGAUGAUUUUAUUCCAGAGACACCACAACCUUCCGUUGAUCUUAGCAAUUCAAGAUCAGAUGCUCAACCUCGAAGGCAAAAGCUUAGAUAUCCCGGUGACAUGUAUACUCCUCAAUGGGUGAGAUAUUCAGGCCAUGCUAAAGAAGGAUAUUGUGAUAAUUGCAAACCGGGUAAAUGGUUACAACUGAGGAAUAGCGCCUUUUGGUACCAUAAACAAUUCUUCCACGGUAUUUCUUCUGUUUCUGGCAAAACGUUUGUUUCUCCAAUCGAGACGCGAAAAUUUGAUGAUGAUUGUAUUGAAGGAUUGUGUCAUCAAUGCGGUCAAUGGGUUCCUAUCGCUGCUACAAGAAAAAAAAACUCAAUGCUUUGGUUUCGUCAUGCGCAUAAAUGUCACGUUCAUAUUAGACCUAAAAGUUGUCCUCCCUGUGUAAAGAACGCUAAAGGAAAUUAG